AUGGACAUGUUGGUGAGCUCUGUGUUUGGCUUCCCAGACUACGAAAGCCUUUUGACGUUGAACAGCAAUGGCACCGCCCGCUUCUAUGCGGGCAUGGUGAGCAAAGAGCUUGGUGCGUGGUCGGUGAUCGAAGGUGAUCCAAAUGAAGGCGAGGAUCCGAGCGAUUUAUAUCUGGAAUGGACCCAGCCCCUCACCGACGCUUACAAGGAAGCCUUUACUGUGCCAGGUGGCACUGCCUUCUGGCGAGGGAAGCUGAACUUCCGGACUACCAAAUCCAAGAAGCAGAAGGUCUUUGUGGAGGGUGGCAUCAUUGUUUCAGAGCGAGAGGAAGGCACGAAGUUGGUGCGUGAAGGCAUUUUCUCUGCACAAACCGCCAGUGCCAAGAUGAUUGAGGAGACCCAACGCAAGGCCCGCGAGGCCUUUGCACGAGCCGUCACCACACCGAAGGCUGAGACCAGCGGCUUCAAGACUCCUGCGAGGAUCGCUGGCGCGGGUGGCACGCGCGUGAAGAAGGCCCUGCCUGGCACCUCCAUCGGUGGGAAGUUGGACAAGGCUGAAGCUGAUGUCCUCGAUCUUUGCGAGACCGCAUGCGAUGUAGCAGCGGAUUUCUUAGGGCUCUCAGACGAUCAGGUGCAAGAUGCUUUCGAAGGAAUAAGGGUGGAAAGGCAGGAAGUACCAUUAAGGAUGGAAGAUCCUCCUGCAGAAAUACAACCAGACCUGAACCUUUUGUGGCACAGCGGCUCACUAGAUCCUAGUCAGGCGCAGCCACAUGAUAGUGGCGAUGCUGCUGUCUCCAGUUCAGUUGGCAUACAUGAGGCCGGCAUGGGUACAACUCCAAAGUCGACCGCUCCAAAAUCGCGAGAGAGCACGGCUAGUGUUCCAGUUAGCUCGAGCACUGCCCGCAAAGCUGGGGUGCCAGCCGCCUUUGCUACUCGCGUGCCCAAGGCGGUUGAACCUGUGAAUUUGCACCCGCCAAAGAUGCAGGCUCCAGGGAUUGGAUCAACACAUCCCAUUUUACCAGUCCCGUCCAUGUUGCCGAUGAUGCCGCCUCCUUUGCCAUCAAUGCCGUCGACGCCCAUGACGCCGGGGAUGGCCCACUUACUCGCCUUAGCGAUGCAGCCAGCGAUGCCAACGAAUGCUCCCGUUGGAGCUUUUCCAGCACCUCUCACAGCUCCAACAGCUCCAACAGCUCCAAGAGCUCCACCUCCACCGGCUCCACCGGCUCCAGCAGCUCCAGCUGUAGCAUUUUCGGGUGCCCUGCCACGACCGAAGCAUGGUGGACAUACUCUUGAUGCUCACUUAGAGGUGGCCAGGCUGGCGCAGGCUUGGCUUGAUCGAGGUUCUCGGGCUGAGAAGGACAAAUCUGAUAAGCGCAGAAUAAAGCGGAACAAGGCAGAAAUUGACCCUUACCUUCCUCCAAGAGAGCCUGCACAAGAGGAUGAUCCAUAUUCGGUGAUGCUUGCAGAGGCAGAAGCUGAAGAUGCUGCAGAGCUUCCGGAGAUGCCACCUCCGACAAGCAUUUCUGCUCACAAGCGGAAAGCUUCUCAAACGGAUGCGCUCUCGCUUUCACCGCCAGGCCGUCCAGCUAAAGUUGCCGUGAUUGAGGCUGAAGCAAAGGCCGAGACGGUGAAGUCUGACUCAUCAGAAGCUUCAGACUCUGAAGAGGAGGAAUCUGAAGAGGAGGACGCGGAAGAUGACGACAUCGAGGAAGUUCCUGCUGAGGUUGGAGAUGGGGAAGCUGCCAGGCUGGAACUCUUCAAGCUGGGUGCCAAAUGCUGUAGCGUGGUUGCUCACUUUGUGGGUGGUCAAAAAGCUUCGCUUCCUGAGAACCGAAGGUUGGAUAUCGACCAACGUGUUCGCUUGGAGCACUGCCGGAAGCAUUUGCAGUGGGCGGGCGACCUUGCUACGGUAUGGCACUUGGCUUUGUCCGAUCUGCGGGAGAAGGUUGCCUGGACAACGUUAUGUACAUACUUUGUCUCCCGCAAGCGUGUGGGAUUAGCAGAGCUAAAGGGAGGCGUUGUGUACAUCGUACCUCCAGAUGAUACCUUUCUGUCAGAGCUGGGUCUUCCUGCUGCUGCGGAAACCUUGGCUGGAAGCUUGCUGGGGUUGCAGGUGCGCACUAGUGAGCUUCCAACGGAGGAAUCCUUGCAAGAGGAGGUUGGCUUGAAUGAGAAAGAGGUUGCCAAAGAAGCGUCGCAAUUAUCGACCUAA
Messenger RNA from Durusdinium trenchii, 2211 nucleotides. Lineage: Eukaryota; Dinophyceae; Suessiales; Symbiodiniaceae. The record is from the annotation of a GenBank genome assembly.